This is a messenger RNA of Cajanus cajan (pigeon pea), 2046 nucleotides long. Its product is annotated as coiled coil protein. The record is from RefSeq and is a predicted model, not a curated record. NCBI's taxonomy places the organism in Eukaryota, Viridiplantae, Streptophyta, Magnoliopsida, Fabales, Fabaceae.
GACUCCCAUUGUAGCGGCUCAAUGAAUUCCCGUUGUAACGGCCCAAUGGAUUCACGUAGUCCCCUCUAGUUUAGCGCUAAAAUUCCUAUUUUCCCAGUUCCAAAGGUUCGGCUUCAGCGGUUGGAAAAGGAAACGAGUUCAUUCGUCGUGGUGGAUCAUGGAGGAGCAACACGAUAGCGAGAACGCGAGAGUGGGAACAACGAAGCAGAAGAAGAAAGCCGAAUACGAGUUCUGCAAAGCGUGCAACAUAAACCACAACCAAGGUCUCCGCCACAAGUACUUCCCCAACCACAAGAAAUCCCUCUCCACCUUCCUCUCUCGCUUCCGCAACAAGCUCUCCGACGUUCGCUUCUUCCUCAACGCUCCUAUCCCUCUCGAUUCCCAACUCGCCUCUCGCAAUCGCAUUUGGUGCGUUUUCUGCGACCAAGACAUCGAAGAACACUCUAGUUCCUUUGCCUGUGCUAAUGCGAUUCGCCACCUCUCGAGCGCCGAACACGUGAAGAAUUUGAAGCACUUCUUCUGGAAAUACGGCGCUGCUGCGGAUCAAUUGGACGCGUUUAUGGUUUCCGAUGACGAUGUAGCCAAGUGGGAGAAGAGGUGCGUGGCUCGAAAGGAUGAAGCGAGUGAGGGAUGUCGCGGAAAGGUGUUUGGUCCUUCAAGUGAUGAUAUCCAUAAUCAAGUCCACAGUGGAAAUGUUGAUAGUUUAGAAAAUGUUUAUUCCCAUUCUGUGAAAUCGUAUCCUUCAAAUGCUGUUUUGCCUUUACAAUGCUAUACGAAUGAGUCUCAGAUAUCGUGUUCAGGACUCUCCGGAGUCGCCAACGUUGCCACCUCUUCAGAAGCGAGUUCUGCCGCAAUUCCUUUUGCUUUGCAAGAUUUUGCGGUUGAAAGGAGAAACCAUUCUCUCCCUUGUGAUGGUAGACAAAGGUCAAGUGAUGGUUACUCGUGUAAUAAACAGGCUUUCAGCAGUCAUUGGUUGGUAACUUCAUUGGUGCACAACAACGGUAGAAUGGUAAGCGGAGGGAGCAGUCAUCAGGGUCUACCACUGUUAAUUCCAAUCUCUUCUGGGCAUACUGAAAGUGCUGGUGGAAAUCUUCAUUCUGGAGCACCUCCACCAUGGGUUGAAGCAACAGAGGUAGUUCAGAUAUAUUCUAAGCCUGUUUUGGGAGACCCUGUCUCCCAUUCAAACAAGUUAGGAAAGUCCAAGAAGUUGAAUCCAAAACGGGUGGGAGCAGCGUGGGCUGAAAAGAGAAAGAUUGAAAUGGAGAAGAAAAAGAGGGGAGAAACUGUAAGGAAUGAGUAUGAUGCCAACUGGCUUCCUAAUUUUGGUAGAGUCUGGCAAUCUGGUAGCAGAAGAGAAUCCAGAAAAGAAUUUGAGAGGGAGAAACAGAAGUUAAAUGUUGAAACUCAAUCUGAGAUGCCAAUCAAGAUACAGCCUUAUGUCAGCAAAAGAAUGCGGAUGGAUAGUGGAGGUGAUUUUGCAAGCGGGUGAAAUUUUCGGUAGCAAACAUGUUCAGGGAGUCAUCUUUAUAGUGGAUAAGCAUUCCAGCAUGUUUUACAUUGGAGGGACAAGAGCAGUUAAAAUUUACAAAAUGAAAUGUGCGUUUAUGUUAAUCCUUGAUAAAAAAGAAAGAUACCACAAUCAUGGUGGAGUAUUGAGUAUUGAUGCACAACUAUAUCCGUAAAAUAUGUACAUGCAUUAAGCAAGAGGUGAGAGCUGUUAGUCUGCACGAAUGAUUGUGAUCAUAGGAAAACAUUUUACUACAUUUCAUAUGCCAUGUGAUAUCAAUUCUUUUUAUAGAUGGUCUACUUGACUUUUGUGCUGUUAUGCUUAUUUUUGCCAACCAGCUUGCUUUUGAAUAUACGGAUGGUUGCUAUUGAUAUUCAAAUAGGUGUUGCUUUGCAGCAUUUUGCUCCUUUCCAUUGGAAUGAAACAGACUUAUCCAUAGUAUGUACAGAAUACUGAGAUUUUAUUCUUGCCAGUUAUAUAAGAGAAUCACUGUAAUGUCCUAGAUCUUAACUCCUAAAUUUAAUCUGACAUUUCAUUUA